AUGGAGGUAUAAUACUCUUUAUAUGGCUCUAUGUAGAACAUCACUAUAGAGGUAUAAUACUAUUUAUAUGGCUCUAUGUAGAACAUCACUAUAGAGGUACACCUAGGAAUCUUGGAAUGAGGACUGCUAUGUGUGUUAUCUGGUGGAGAACUGAGCAGGAGACACAUUUCUGCUGUUCGCUGUAACAAAUGGACAAUAAAGUUGUACUGUAUUGUAUUAUUGUAUUGCCCUGACCUCUGACCUUGUAUCUCCCCCACAGUGAGAGUCCGUAGUGUCAGCACAGAGCCAUAGAGGAAGUGGACAACGAGGAAAAAAGACCAGCAAAGAUUGUUCUCUGCCAAACUGAAAGGGAGUUUUCCUCCAUCUCUGUCGCCGAGGGAAACGGUCAUUAGGGGCCAUGAGUUGUUGCUGGAGCUACCGUCAUUGUAUCCCUCCGACACGGAACACUUAAAAUGGGGUCUAUGUUACCAGCUACCAUGGCUGCCAAGCGGCAAGCCAUGCUCUAAUCGCCUAGGCAACAACCUAUCUGUGACCUACGACUCCCUGUCUCUACUUCCUGCUCUGGCCACACCCCUUCCUUACCUGUCAACCAACCUGAUUUCAAACUUGCCUGCUUCAUUUCCUAAUAUUCUCCCCUUUCACUUAAUUUCUUCAGAAGAUAACCCCUCCUAUCCUCCCUUCCUCCCUAACCAUGGCCAACAGGUUUCUCCACCUCCCCUCCAUCCCGCUCUCCCUAUCCCUCUCUCCAUCCAUCUUCCUCUACCUUCUCCCCCCAUUACUUCUUCUCCUCCACCUCCCUGGGUCCGUCCGGGGGGACUGCUGGCUGAUCGAGGGGGAUAAAGGCUACGUGUGGCUGGCCAUCUGCAGUCAGAACCAGCCCCCGUACGAGACCAUCCCCCAGCACAUUAACAAUACGGUCCAUGACCUGAGGUUGAAUGAGAACAAGCUGAAAGCAGUGCUAUUCCACUCCAUGUAUCGCUUCACCAACCUCACGGACCUCAACCUCACCAAGAAUGACAUCUCUUACAUAGAGGACGGGGCCUUUACCCAUCAGGCCAACCUACAGGUCCUCCAGUUAGGUUACAACAAGCUGACCAACCUGACAGAGGGGAUGAUGCGUGGCCUGGGCCGCUUGCAGUGCCUCUUCCUCCAGCACAACCUCAUUGAGGUCAUUGACAACAAAGCAUUCGAGGAGUCCAGCUCCAGCCUCAGCAGCAUUGACCUCUCGUCCAAUAAGCUGGCCCGGAUCGAUCCGUCAACUUUCACCGUGCUAAACCGGUUAAUGGUCUGCGAGCUAGCAGGAAAUCCUUUCCAUUGUGGAUGUGAUCUGUAUAGUUUUCUUACUUGGUUGGAGGCAUUUAAUAAUGUGACACAUACAUACGACAGGCUGCAGUGCGAGACCCCUGGCGAGCUGUUUCUCUACCCGCUCCUGAGCCCCGUGGCCGGGCACGGACGCAGCGCUCGCACCAUGCUCUCCACCAUCUGUCGCGACGGCAUGAUCAUACCCGGGAUCACGUCUCAACCCGGCACCGACUGGGAGGGCUCCGGGAUGGGCCCGGAGAUGGACGGCCGGGCCGGGCCGUAUCAUCAACCAACAGCUUCGUCCACGGCCGACCCUAACUUCAACCCUAGCAUCAAACUCCAGUGGGUCACUCUGUCUGCAGCCAAGCUGUUGGUCCAGAUCCCUAAACCAUACAGCAAGAUGUACGUCCUGGUCCAAUACAACCAGAGCUUCGUCUCGGACAUCCAGAACCUCAAGGAGAAGAAGGAGAAGGUGACGUUGGUGGAUCUGAAACCUCACACCAACUACACCUACUGCGUGGUGUCUAUAAGUAAAAACCAGCGCAACAACCACACGUGCAUCUUCUUCGCCACGCGAGAGGCUGACCCUGACGACCACCACGCCAACCCGUCAACCAUGACGCAUUACAUCAUGACCAUCCUGGGGUGUCUGCUGGGGAUGGUGAUCGUGCUCGGGCUCGUCUACUACUGCCUGAGGAAGCGUCGGAUGCAGGAGGAGAAGGAGAAGGCGAUCAGCGUGAAGAAGACCAUCUUGGAGAUGCGGUAUGGACCGGAGGCUGCAGCACAGGCAGCUAACGACCCGGCAGCCAUGCAGCAUCUCCAGGAACAGGCUCAGAACCAGGGGCACCACGGAGGUCACCUCCACGGAGGAGGGGGUGGCGGGGGUAAUAAACUUCCUCCCUCCACCUCCUCCAGCUCCGGAAUGCUCCACGGUUCGGCCAACACCACCUCCUCCCGCCUCUCGACGCUCCCCCAAGUGGAGAAGAUGGCCACAGCGUUCGGUGAAGCCAUGGCAACAAAUAAAGGGAACUAUAUGGACGUGAGGACUGGGGCAGGAUUAUCGGGAGACAGGGGAGGAGGAGUAGGGGGAGAGGCGAUACUGGUGGAUAUGCGAGGCAUCAAUGGUUGCAGUGAAGACGGAAUGGACGUUGGGAAUGAUUCGGAUGACGAUGGGCACGGAUCUGCAUCGGAGAUCUCGACGAUUGCCAUGGAGGUCGACAAAGUCAACCAGAUUAUCAACAACUGUAUCGACGCGCUCAAGUUCGACUCCCUUGUUGCCACGACAACAUCUGGCGACAACCCUACUUCUCCUCCACCUGUUUGUAUCACCUCCCUUGCUCGGAACCUCAUCCCCCUCUCCCAAGGCCUCGCUGACACCUGCCAGAUGCUCGCCUCCUCUCCCAAAAUCCAUGCCCCUCCCACGAUGACCCCCGUCCCCCUCGUCAUGCCCCUCUCGGAGCGUCCCGGAAUCAGCGGAGGGGGGUUUCUCUCGCCCCCCUACAGGGACCCACCACCGGCGAAUGCCGUACGACCCUUACAGAGGCAGCUGAGCGAUACAGGUGUGGUGGUCAUGGGUGCUGGGAAGAACCGAUGUAACGUGUCCUCGGCUGGAGGAUCCAUGAAGAGCACCAGGAUCUUCAGUCUGGAUGUCCCGGAGCCCCGCAGCCCAGGCCCCAACUCCUGCCCUCCAUACCCAGAGAAGGGAAGCCCUGUUGGGUGUGGGGAAACCAUGGAGAGGCUCCCUCUUGUGGGUGGAAAUGGUAGUGGUUGUGGUAGUGGUGGUGAUGGAAACGGGAUGGGUUGUGGUGGUGGGAACGGAAUGGGAGGAGGGGUUAAUGAAGGUGGGGUGAAUGUCAAUGGAGGUGGGGUGGGUUGCGGAGGGGGAGGAAGAGGAGGGGGAGGACCGGGAAAGCAGCAGCAGCAUCAUCAUCUGGAGGUACAUCCAGACUACCACUGUUCUGAGCACAGGCACUCCUUCCCCGCCCUCUACUACGAGGGAGCCAACGACUCCCCCUCUCCCUCCCCAUCCCAGAAGGCCUCUUUCCUCAAACCCCUGGGACGUACCAAAAGGGACCCUGCCGCCUACUCCCAGCUCUCCCCUUCCCGGCACCACAACUACUCUGGCUACUCUUCCAGCCCCGAAUAUUCCUCGGAAAACACCCUUCGAAUCUGGGAGAGGUUCCGGCCACACAAGAAAGGCCCUCGCGACCCUCGCGAAGAGGCGACGUAUAUCGCUGCAGGCCACGCCUUGAGGAAGAAGGUUCAGUUUGCGAAAGACGAGGACCUCCAUGAUAUCCUCGACUACUGGAAGGGGGUGUCGGCCCAGCAGAAGCUGUGAGAGAUGAGGAAGAGGUGUAACCUAGAGGAUGGCAUACAGAAGGAGAAGACAGUGAUGUCAUAAUUCUCAAGAACUCCCAGACAGUGAAUGGACCUGAAUGACACAACUACAACUGUUGGCUCCCAUGUGUACUUCCUGGUCUCUUUUAUGACAUCAUCUGUCUUCUCAUUCUUUAACUUACCCUAGGAUGUUACAACAGCAGACUCUGACAGGAGGAUAGUCGUGGAAGUUAUGGGGGAGACAUUAUGUAGUAGUAGUAGUAGCAUGACAAGGGGUAUUGGGUUUUUUCUACAGUUCCACAAUGGAACUACAGGGGUUCCACAAUUCUUCAAGUCGUUCCACAGAAAUUCCACUGUUCCAUUGCGGGUUCCAUCAUGGUUCCACAAGAGUGCCACAGUUCUAUAAUGGUUCUACAGAAGUUCCAAAUUCCAUAAAGGGUUCUAUAAUGUAAUCUGUAAUAAUCUGUAACGGUUCCGUAGGGGUUCUAGAGUGGUUCUAGAAGUUUCAAAGUUCUACAUGGAGUUCCAUAAUGGUUCCACACUGAGCUUCUAAGUGGUUCCACAUUUGCCUGGCACUUUGGUCCUUGCAGACUACCAUAGAACGACAGAGCCAGGGUAAUGAUGACUCAGUAAUGACUGCAGAGUCUUGUCACUAGCAGGUGUCCUAAGACUCAUUACAACAUAUCUCCCAACAACAAGCAGCAGCAUUACUCGGCUUAAACCCUGGUCCCUUAAACAGCACAGCUCAUAAUCCCAUCAACAUUCAAUUCAUUCACUAAACACUGGAUGCAUCCCAAGUGGCACCCUAUUCCCUAUUUUGUGCACUACUUUUGACAAGGGCCCACAGGGUUCCCAUAGGGCUCCGGUCGAAAGUAGUGAACUAUAUAGGGAAUAGGGUGCCAUUUGGGACGCAGAUCAUUUCACUCUGCAGCCCACCACCUGCCUCCCUAGCAGCGCCAUUUAGAGAGAUAAUUGAAAGGGGAUGAGGAAUUAGCAGUGUUUGCCUCAAUUUCUUCUUCCUUCGGAGGAGGGGGGAGAGAGGAGGGAGGAUGGAGGGGAGAAGGAGGACAAGGAAGAGGGGGAGGAUAUUAAGCGAUUCUUAUCGUGUUAAUUGUUCUCGGCUGUAGUUAGCCCAGGAACAAAACAGGUGGAGAUGCUAGCGUGGGUGGACACACGAGAGGUGUGUGUGUGGACGGUGGGAACCAGGCCCUGAAGCCCCUCUCUGUGUUUAGCAGGAGCGUGCUUAUCGAUUGGAAACACCUACACGUUUUACAGAGUGUGGCAUGCUAUUGGGGCGCUCCGCCAUUUUGUUUUCUCCUUCUUCUUGGCCUUUACUAAAUCAGACAUGUGGAUUGAGCAGAUACAUUGCAUUCAGAUAGUAAACAAGGAGGAAGGGACGUUUACACACACGCAGAUUACUAUGUUCAGAUUACUAUGAAGUAAGCCAUUUUCCAGACCUACUUGCUAACAUUUCCCUGGCUUCGAGACAAUUUGUUAUUUACAGGUAUUGCAUUUUUUUCUUUUGAUAAGAAAGUCAAAGCUUCCUUCAGGAGAAGAUUAAAAUUAGCAUUUCAAUAGUGCUAGUCAUGCAAAAAGCACUUUAGGCUGGGUUAGGAGAGGUGGAGAGAGAUGAGUGUUGGCUCCCGUAUUAAAGCAGAAGGUAAUCAUGUCAGGGUAGAGAGAAGGUUCCUAGCGGAACACACAGACCUCACACAAGAAGUUGCAGCUGAAAUGAAAGACAAUUCUAGUAUGGUGAUGUUUAGAAAAGCUAGAGUUCGCAAGGGUUCAUGGUCUAUUUUAGAGGGAGCGAGAGCGCGAGCGAGAGAGAGAGAGAGAGAGAGAGAGAGAGAGUGCAAGAGCGAGAGAGAGAGAGAGAGAGAGAGAGAGAGAGAAAGAGAGAGAGGGAGAGAGAGAGAGAGAGAGAGACAGAGAGAGAGAGAGAGAGAGAGAGAGAGAGAGAGAGAGAGACAGAGAGAGACAGAGAGAGAGAGAGAGAGAGAGUGCAAGAGCGCGAGAGAGAGAGAGAGAGAGAGAGAGAGAGAGAGAGAGAGAGAGAGAGAGAGAGAGAGAGAGAGAAAGAGAGAGAGAGUGCAAGAGCGAGAGAGAGAGAGAGAGAGAGAGAGAGAGAGAGACAGAGAGAGACAGAGAGAGAGAGAGAGAGAGAGAGAGAGAGAGAGAGAUGGAUCUCUAUGGAGAGGUCAACGAGAUCAUAUAGCAGAGACAUAGAUAUCAAGAGUUAGUAAAAAAUCGAUCUUCAAUGUUGGCAGCAAAUGUUCCAUACAAAAAACAUAUUGCCAAAUAUGCUAUUUAUAGUGGCAAUAUAUGAACAUAGCCCAAUUGUUAUAUUUUGUAUUGGUCUUUUGACCAAUCAUAUCAGCUCUUUUCACAUCCGAUUUUUUAGAUCCGAUCUGAUUUGAGAAAAUACAAAUUAGUGACAAAUAAAUAUCAUAAUUGUGUUUCCUGUUUAAACGCAGACUCUGCCUGGUUUCUGGUCUAUAUGGAGGUGACAGAGGUUAUACAGUGCCUUGCAAAAGUAUUCACCCCCUUGGCAUUUUUCCUAUUUUGUUGCAUUACAACCUGCAAUUUAAAUAGAUUUUUACUUGGAUUUCAUUUAAUGGACAUACACCUAAUAGUCCAAAUUGGUGAAGUGAAAUGAAGAAAAAAAACUUGUUUAAAAAAAAUAAAACAGAAAAGUGGUGCGUGCAUAUGUCUUCACCCUCUUUGCUAUGAAUCCCCUAAAUAAGAUCUGGUGCAACCAAUUACCGUCAGAGUCACAUAAUUAGUUCAAUAAAGUUCACCUGUCUGCAAUCUAAGUGUCACAUGAUCUGUCAUAUGAUCUCAUACCUGUUCUGAAAGGCUCCAGAGUCUGCAACACCUCUAAGCAAGGGGCACUAUGAAGACCAAGGACCUCGCCAAACAGGUCAGGGACAAAGUUGUGGAGAAGUACAGAUCAGGGUUGGGUUAUAAAAAAAUAUCCAAAACUUUGAACAUCCCACGGAGCACCAUUAAAUCCAUUAUAAAAAAAAUGGGAAGAAUUUGGCACCAUAACAAUCCUGCCAAGAGAGGGCCGCCCACCAAAACUCACGGACCAGGCAAGGAGGGCAUUAAUCAGAGGCAACAAAGAGACCAAAGAUAACCCUGAAGGAGCUGCAAAGCUCCACAGCGGAGAUUGGAGUAUCUGUCCCUAGGACCACUUUAAGCUGUAUACUCCACAGAGCUGGGCUUUACGGAGGAGUGUCCAGAAAAAAUAAUCAACAUGUUUGGUGUUCGCCAAAAGGCAUGUGGGAGACUCCCCAAACAUAUGUAAGAAGGCAUUCUGGUCAGAUGAGACUCAAAUUGAGCUUUUGACCAUCAAGGAAAACGCUAUGUCUGGCGGAAAUUCAACACUUCUCAUCACCCUGAGAACACCAUCUCUACAGUGAUGCAUGGCGGUGGUAGCAUCAUGCUGUGGGGAUGUUUUUAAUUGGCAGGGAUUGGGAAACUGGUCAGAAUUGAAGGAAUGAUGGUUGGCGCUAAAUACAGGGAAAUUCUUGAGGGAAACCUGUUUCAGUCUUCCAGAGAUUUGAGACUGGGACGGAGGUUCACCUUCCAGCAGGACAUUAACCCUAGGCAUACUGCUAAAGCAACACUUGAGUGAUUUAAGGGGAAACAUUUUUAAAUGUCUUGCAAUGGCCUAGUCAAAGCCCAGACCUCAAUCCAAUUGAGAAGCUUUUGCCUUGAAGUAUGGGCAAAAAUCCCAGUGGCUAGAUGUGCCAAGCUUAUAGAGACAUAUCCCAAGAGACUUUCAGCUGUAAUUGCUGCAAAAGGUGGCUCUACAACGUAUUGACUUUAAGGGGGUGAAUAGUUAUGCACACUCAAGUUUUCUGUUUUUUUGUCUUAUUUCUUGUUUGUUUUGCAUCUUCAAAGUGGUAGGCAUGUUGUGUAAAUCAAAUGAUACAACCCCCCACAAAAAGCCAUUUUAUUUCCGGGUUGUAAGGCAACAAAUUACGAAACAAUCAAGGGUAUUGAAUACUUUCGCAAGCCACUGCACAUGUCAAUUGUGCCCCUCUGCUAACAGAGGAGUGGAGCCUACUAUAGAUCAACAUGCUCUCGUAACAUGGAUACACUGACAGGAGUGGAGCCUGCUAUAGAUCAACAUGCUCUCGUAACAUGGAUACACUGACAGGAGUGAACAGAGACGGUUUUGCUCAUCACUGUACAGUAGGUGGUCCUUUCUAUGCUGUUCUCUGAAUGGCAAACAUGGAAAUUGAAUUUGAAUAACGUGGAUGGGACUUUAAAAGGGGGGGG
Molecule: messenger RNA, 7926 nt
Organism: Salvelinus fontinalis (brook trout)
Lineage: Eukaryota; Metazoa; Chordata; Actinopteri; Salmoniformes; Salmonidae
Product: protein phosphatase 1 regulatory subunit 29-like
Exons: 5
Coding region: 692-3640 (982 amino acids)
Cellular component (GO): plasma membrane
Molecular function (GO): protein binding
Source: RefSeq, a predicted model, not a curated record